Spirodela intermedia is the source of this 3414-nucleotide messenger RNA. Lineage: Eukaryota; Viridiplantae; Streptophyta; Magnoliopsida; Alismatales; Araceae. The record is from the annotation of a GenBank genome assembly.
AUGGGGUGCUGGUUGGCUUGCUUGCGUUUCAGAGCUAAAAAGAGGUCUUCGCCGGUCUCCUCGGCGGAGUCGACGCCUUCCAAGAACGGGGUGAGUGGAUGGCGAGGCUUCAUCGCUGGUCCUUGUCCCCCUCGUUUCUACGCAUCCUGGCUUGUAUUCUGCCUGAGUUCAUUUUUAAGAUUGGUGAAUCGAGCGGGGAGUCACGGAUUCUUUGGAGUUCUCAUUCUUUGGUUCCUCUUCCUUCCUUAUUCGGUUCAGUUGACACGUUUGGUUUUCUCAGGAUCGUUUGGUCUCCAGAAGUCAUAUCGUCUCUUUGUUUGCUCCUGAAGGUCAGAUGCAGAUGAAUUCUUUUUUAGUUUUCAGAAAAAUCUCAAUUUACUUUUACAUUUUUCAUUGGAUUUCUCGAUUUACUCAUACGAGAAAAGCUAUCUGUAUGAAGGCAUAUCUUCUCCAGACGAUGUCCGCAAGCAGCUGAGGCACGAGGUGCGUGACUUCGUCGCCUCUCCCAACCUUUGACGAUGUUUUCUUUCAAUUUCGUUCAUUAUUCCUAGUGAUUAUCGGGAAAUUGAUUGUCAACUUCAGUUCUGCAACAGUUAGCCUCAAUUUAAUUUUAUAAUAUGCGUAUUUUUAUGCUUUAUAAUAACAAAAUUUGUCACUUAUGCUUUACAACUUUAUUCUCUCUUGUCAUCUGCUCUGUGGUACCAUGGUGCCAUCUCUUUGUUGAGUUCGAAUUACAAUGUUUCCUAGAGCUCAAUUUCUUCUGUUUUCCCUCCUAUCUUAUUUUUCUAUAGCUAUAUUCUAUGAACUGUAGAGUUGAUCCUUACACUCGGAUUCUCUGACUACAUGAACUCUCUUUUUUCUUCGCAUGAGAAAACAUAUUUCAUGUAUUUAUAUGCAAAUAUUCAUCCAGAUCCCCGAAUAUUUCAUUAAAUACGGUUUUUUUAUAUGAUUCCCAUUUUCUCGUUCUUUGUAAACAAAUAGCUAGAAGGAAACGAGUUUUAUGUGAUUUUUAUUUCAUUCUCUUUAUUGUUCCCCUUGAUUUCAUUUCAAAUCAUCCAAGAAUGUAUUUUCCCCAAUUUUUUCCCCUUUUCCGAUGACCAUAGAUUUUUUACAAACAGCUGGUGAGAGUAGGGAUUGAUAUAGCUUAAAGAUAAGAGUUUAUUAAUUUACAGCAACCGAAAUCUUUUUUAUGGAUGGGUUUGAGGUCCAUGGCAUAUAUUAAAGGGUAACUUUUUUUUUCAAAAAAAUUGACAAUGUUCGGAAAGGUGGUUGUUUCUAUCACAUUGUUUCACAUCGAUUCCAGUUCAAUUUUGAAAUUCUGGUUUGGACUGGGCGCUCUCCCUUCUCACUUGUGUCGUAAUUUGAAGAAUGUGACACCGUGUGCACCCCUGGCUGAAGAAGUUGGACAAGCUUCGAUGAGCUUAUCUAUCCAGGAACUGCCCAGUUUUGACUAGUUUCAUCUGGUUCCUUCAUUUUAUUUAUUUUUUUAUAAAGUAAACAGCUUAAAAACCCAUGGAAGAACUCUUGAAAAAUGAAGUACCAUGGCCAUCUCGCGCUGUAUUUCAGGCCAAAUUCCUCAAGGCGUGUGGAGCACUUCUGGGAACACCCGCGGAGUUUAUUUGUGCAUCUAAGAAGACAAACGUUCAACCUCAUUCCCAGAAUGGUACACUAUCCAAUUCUCGCUUCUCCCUUCCUGAUUCAUCUUGUAAGGAGCUUCAGUGGGACGAACAACCAGUUCAGAUUCCUGCUCUUCCUGCAUCAGACUCUCAAGGGCACGUGUCAGAGACUAAACAUGACAUGUAAUCAUCUCUCUUUUUCUUCUUUAAUCGUUUUGAUUUGAACCAAGGACGGUGCUAAGUCAUACGCCCUUUAUGCAUCCAUUAUGCAGCGACCCGCCUCAGCUUCCACAUGCUACUAUGACAUACAACAACAAUCUACAUUCAAGUGCACCUGUCUCUGUGAGCAUUCCUGCACCAGCAAUGACCAAGUCCGUACGCUUUGAACCUGGCCCAGAUUCCGUCUCAGUGGAUACUCCUCAGAAUAGCAACCAUAUCCAUCCCUUUGCAUCUAAGUAUUCGCCUGGCCCGACUCCUUUGAAACUGACGGACGAAAUGGAAACCCCUGGCACUGUUUAUCCAGCAAAAUUAGAGAAUCAUAGAUCACAGUAUAUCUACCCAGUUUCAAACUCUAUGUUGAUUCAGACAGAGUUGAGGAGAGUCAACGAGGCCCCUCAUCUUCCUGGUCAGUACGGUGAACUUGCUGAGCAUCCGGUUCAAAACCCAGAGUCAACUGAUGGUGACCCAAAGCUGCGGAGCUCCCUUGGUUCGCCACUGCCUAACCCUGUUCCUUUGAUGUACAGUCCAGAGAGCAGUGGGGCAGCUCCAGCUGGGGAAGAAACAUUGACUAUUGGCAGUAAGUCAACGUUGGAUCAUCUGGACUAUAGGAGAUCUGGUUACAUAAAACAUGCAGAAAAGAAUUCAGGAAGCCCGGCACCCGCGUCUUCAAGUUUUUCUGACUGGUUGACUUCUGCGAAACACUCUGAAGCACAAGUAAAUGGUGAGGAAACUACUGGAGUAGACAGGUCUAUCGUUGGGAUAGUUGCUGCGCACUGGAGCAGUGAGGAAACUACUCAUACAUCCCCAAAACUGUGGGAUGGAAAGGGGAUUCCAAAUUCGACAAAAAAAUACAACGAGGUACAAAAGCAUGCCUAAAUUAGUAUAGUUGACUGGUUAAUUUAUUUAUAUCUAUAUAAAUAUAUGAUCUUCCACACCUCAACAGGAUCAAAGGGUCAGGUGGCAUGCCACCCCAUUUGAGGAGAGGCUAGAGAAAGCUUUGUCGGAAGAGAAGCUUCAUCCCCAGAGGUUGGUCUCUCAUCCUACUUAUGGCUUGCUGCCAUACCGAAAGUCGAUUCCAUUUUGUUGCCAUACAAAAGUCAACGAUCAUGAUUCAACGAUCCUGUCUUUCACAAGAAGUCAAACCCAAUCGAGUCCUUGAUGUUACAUGGGGGCAUCCUUGGAUGAAGAUACGGAUUUUGAUUAUCUUACUAUUAAAAAAUGAUAAUUAUUCAUCUCACCUAGAUUUUCAUUAGAUUAAAUGAUUAUUUUACCUUCGGAUACAUAGAAAAUCAGGCAUAAUCUUGGCAUCUCGCCUUGUUUAGAUAGAGUAAGAUGGUAAAAUAUUUCCCUAAAAAGCUAUAAGAUAUGAAAGAUCAUAGCAUUAUGAAGGCGUUGAAAUCAACCUCAUGCGAGAUAUGAUACAAGGCUCGUAGUCGUGAUCAUCUCCUUUUACUCCCUAACCCUGCUCGGUUUCAUUCACAGGAAGCUCAUAGAUGGAAGAGUCAUCGAGUUAGGGGAAGCCAGCGAGGAAAGGGAUACUGCCACGUCACCGACAGGCGACAAGACACGUGUCUUCUAG